AUGCUGUCCACCCAGAGGCACAGUACCAGCAUUCUGACCAGAAAGGAAAUCCUGGAAAAUGGAUUCUUGGCCAGCUCCUCCAGCCAUAGCUAUUCUUCUCCUGUUGUGAGCUAUUACAGGGACUCUGGCAGUGCUUCCAAACACGACACCUGGGAGCUUCCUGUGGACUUGGACAACACAGCAAGUGGCAGUUCUCUGUGUGUUGUCAAGCAGGUGGAGUCUCUGAGCAGCUGUGUGAUGACUGAGCUGCACAGCCUGACCCAGAGCAUCUCUGACCUCAGUCUUGUCUGCUUCUGCAAGGGCCACUGUGGCCAGACCUCGCUUGAGCUCUCUGGUUUUCCCUGUGAGCACCCCAGCAGAGAUGGCUGCCUGAUGAAUGUGGCAUCACAGUACACCUCGACACCUUGCAAGAACUACAAACCACUGGAGAGCCUGCUCUUCAAGAGCUCUGAGCUGUCUGGAGAUGUCUCAGCACUUGGGAAAGUGCCAGCACCCAGGUGGGACAUCUCAGCAAUAAAAUCCUUUAUGGAUACCAGCAUGUCCCUCGAUGUCAGCUCUGAGGAGUUAUGCUUACUGGAAUGCUCCAAACCAGCCACAUCACCCCUGGACCUGUGUUUCUGCACGAUGUUCUGUGACGCUGCCGGGUGCCUGUCCCCCUCCUGGGAGGAGCAGGGAUCCGCGCUGCAGCACAGAAGGUGCUGCCAGCGGCUUGAGUGGUGA
Molecule: messenger RNA, 720 nt
Organism: Melospiza georgiana
Lineage: Eukaryota; Metazoa; Chordata; Aves; Passeriformes; Passerellidae
Exons: 1
Coding region: 1-720 (239 amino acids)
Source: RefSeq, a predicted model, not a curated record